This is a messenger RNA of Micromonas commoda, 369 nucleotides long. The record is from the annotation of a RefSeq genome assembly. Lineage: Eukaryota; Viridiplantae; Chlorophyta; Mamiellophyceae; Mamiellales; Mamiellaceae.
AUGAUUAAUGACACAAUUGCAGAUAUGCUUACGCGUUUACGUAAUGCACAGCUUGCAAACAAAACUUCAGUUGCCUUACGUGCAACAAGAGUAACGCGAAAUAUUGCUCAAUUAUUAUUCCAAGAAGGUUUUCUUUCAAAUAUUGAACCGGAAACUAAUGGAAUGUUUGAAGUAACUUUAAAGCGCUCAGUAAAAACAUUUAAACGUGUUAGUACACCUGGGGUUCGUGUAUAUGUGAAUCACAAGGAACUUCCACGCGUUUUAAAUGGAAUGGGAAUUGCUAUUAUUUCAACAUCUCAAGGAAUUAUGACUGAGAAGAAAGCACGUGCCUUAGGUAUUGGUGGUGAAGUGCUUUGUUACCUUUGGUAA